This is a messenger RNA of Hevea brasiliensis (rubber tree), 1462 nucleotides long. Its product is annotated as cyclin-D3-2. Gene Ontology annotation, cellular component: cyclin-dependent protein kinase holoenzyme complex; cytoplasm; nucleus. Gene Ontology annotation, molecular function: cyclin-dependent protein serine/threonine kinase regulator activity. The coding region runs from base 196 to 1275 and encodes 359 amino acids. The transcript has 4 exons. The record is from RefSeq and is a predicted model, not a curated record. NCBI's taxonomy places the organism in Eukaryota, Viridiplantae, Streptophyta, Magnoliopsida, Malpighiales, Euphorbiaceae. Gene Ontology annotation, biological process: regulation of cyclin-dependent protein serine/threonine kinase activity; mitotic cell cycle phase transition.
UUGUUUACUUCACUUGUCUGUCUCUCUCCCUUGCCAUCCAUCUAUCCCUCCCUUUUCCUCUCUGUCUCUGCUCUCUCUAUGUCACUACAUUCUACAGAGAGAGAAAGGUGUAUGGUGAUAUGCAAGGAGUUUGAGAUUUUAUGUUCUUUGAUGGUAUGACGAGAAGAGGACUCAAUCUCUUCUUCUUUGAAGAAGAUGGCUUUGCACUUAGAGGAGGACCAACAGCUUUUCAACCCAGCAUUCGUUUUUGAUGGGUUAUACUGUGAAGAGCAGGGCCUUGAGGGAGAUUAUGUUUGUGGUGACAAUGUUAGUGAAGUUUAUGAUCAGAUUGUGAGGAAGGAGUCACCUCUUUCUCGUGUUUUGUUUGAACAAGACCUGUUUUGGGAAGAUGAUGAGCUACUUGCUCUAUUCUCUAAAGAAAAAGAGACCCACAUUUGUUUUGAUAACGUUGUCUCUGAUGGGUCUUUAAUGACAGUUCGUAAAGAAGCUAUUGAUUGGGUUUUGAGGGUAAAGGCUUACUAUGGGUUCACUGCCUUGACCGGCGUUCUUGCCGUAAACUAUUUUGAUAGGUUCAUUUCAACUUUGAAGUUUCCAAGAGAUAAGCCUUGGCUGAGUCAACUUACUGCGGUGGCUUGUUUGUCUCUGGCUGCCAAAGUGGAGGAGACCCAAGUGCCUCUUCUUUUAGACUUGCAAGUGGAGGAAUCAAAGUAUGUUUUCGAAGCCAAGACUAUAAAGAGAAUGGAGCUUCUGGUGCUCUCUACUCUUCAGUGGAGGAUGAAUCCUGUGACGCCAAUUUCCUUCUUUGAUCACAUUAUAAGGAGGCUUGGACUAAAGAAUCAAUUACAUUGGGAAUUUCUUAGGAAAUGUGAGCGUUUACUUCUCUCUGUCAUUUCGGAUUUGAGGUUCAUGAAUUAUCUUCCUUCUACAUUAGCUACUGCAGCUAUGCUGCAUGUUAUUAAGGAGGUUGAGCCGUGUAAUCAAGUGGAGUACCAGCAUCAACUUAUGUCUGUGAUCAAAAUCCAUGAGAACAAAGUGAAUGAGUGUUACAAGCUCAUUUUGGAGCUAUCAGGCUGUGAAAAUCGAAGCUGCAAGCGAAAGUAUCUGUUGACACCCAGCAGUCCAAAUGGAGUCAUUGAUGCAUACUUAAGCUGUGGUAGCUCAACAGUCUCUUCAUCAUCAGUGUCUCGGUUCAAAAAGAGUAGAACCCAGGAUCAGCAGAUGCGGUUGCCCUCAGUAAAUCGAAUGUUUGUGGAUUUUCUUAGCAGUCCUCAUUAAUAUUUACUUCUAUUAUCUACUACAAACAUGUCAAUAUACAUUUCUCUGUUUUGCGUAUUAAUUGUACUAUGCAACUCUUGGUGCGGAACCUUUUGUAUUUCAUCUCUCAGUCGAAAUAGAAAUGAGAAAUUCACUCUGUGACCUCUUUGUUGGCAAUGGAAUGAGGAAAUUGAUGUUGUUUUUUCCA